AUGGCUGCGCUCAACACCUCCUUCGCCGGUCAGCGCCUCAACAAGGCCGCCGCGAGGAAGGUCUCCGCCAAGGUCACCACCCGCGCUGUCAAGCCGGUGACCCGCGCUCAGGCCGUCGCCGCGCCCGCGGAUGUCUCCUCCGAGACCGUCAUGGACUGCGUCAACACCAUUCGCUUCCUUGCGAUCGACGCUAUCAACAAGUCCAACUCCGGCCACCCCGGUCUUCCCAUGGGCUGCGCGCCCAUGGGCUACGUGAUUUACCGCGAGGCCAUGACGCACAACCCCAAGAACUACCAGUGGUUCAACCGCGACCGCUUCGUGCUCUCCGCGGGCCACGGCUGCAUGCUCCAGUACUCCCUCAUGCACCUCACCGGCUACCCCUCCGUCUCGAACGACGACCUCAAGAACUUCCGCCAGUGGGACUCCGUCACCCCCGGUCACCCCGAGAACUUCAUCACCAACGGCAUUGAGGUCACCACCGGUCCCCUCGGUAUGGGCAUCUGCAACGCCGUCGGCCUCGCGAUGGCCGAGAAGCACCUCGCGGGCCGCUUCAACAAGCCCGACUGUGAGAUCGUCGACCACUACACCUACGCCAUCAUGGGCGACGGCUGCAACAUGGAGGGUAUGUCCGGUGAGGGCGCCUCCCUCGCCGCCCACUGGGGACUCGGCAAGCUCAUCGCCUUCUACGAUGACAACUCCAUCUCCAUCGACGGCCACACCGACAUCUCCUUCACCGAGGAUGUCUGCGCCCGCUACGAGGCGUACGGCUGGCACGUCCAGCACGUCCAGGACGGUAACACCGACCUCGACGCCAUCCGCGACGCGAUCAACAAGGCCAAGGCCGAUCCCCGCCCCUCCCUCAUCAAGGUGACCACCCUCAUCGGCUACGGCUCCCCCAACAAGUCCAACUCCCACGACGUCCAUGGCGCGCCCCUCGGCGCCGACGAGACCAAGGCGACCCGCGAGAACCUCGGCUGGAAGUACGAGCCCUUCGAGGUCCCCGAGGACGUCUCCAAGUACAUGGACUGCUCCGAGAAGGGUGCCGCCGCGGAGGCCGCCUGGAACAAGAAGUUCGCCGAGUACAAGGAGAAGUACCCCGAGGAUUACGCCGAGCUCAACUCCAUCAUCACCGGUGAGCUCCCCGCCGGCUGGGCCGACGCGCUCCCCGAGUUCACCCCCGAGGACGCCGGCGUCGCCACCCGCAUCCACUCCCAGACCAUGCUCAACGCCCUCGGCUCCGCCAUCCCCGGCUUCAUCGGCGGCUCCGCGGAUCUCGCCCCCUCCAACAUGACCCUCAUGAAGCAGUUCGGCGACUUCCAGAAGGACACCCCCGCCGAGCGCAACGUCCGCUACGGCGUGCGCGAGCACGGUAUGGGCGCCAUCGCCAACGGCAUCGCGCUCCACUCCCCCGGCUUCAAGUCCUACUGCGCCACCUUCUUCAUCUUCUCCGACUACAUGCGCUCCGCCAUGCGCAUCGCGGCUCUCUCCGGCGCGCCCACCCUCUUCGUCAUGACCCACGACUCCAUCGGCGUCGGUGAGGACGGCCCCACCCACCAGCCCAUCGAGCACCUCGCGUCCUUCCGCGCGAUGCCCGGCAUGCUCAUGAUGCGCCCCGCCGACGGCAACGAGACCGCGGGUGCCUACCAGAUUGGCGUCGAGCAGACCGACCGCCCCACCACCUUCGCGCUCUCCCGCCAGGUUGUCCCCAACCUCGCCGGCACCUCCAGGGAGGGUGUCCGCAAGGGUGCGUACGUCGUCGCGGGCCCCGCCGCCGGCGAGGACUGCGACUGCAUCAUCAUCGGCACCGGCACCGAGCUCGAGCUCGCAGUCAACGCGGCCAAGGAGCUCGGCGCCAAGGCCCGCGCGGUCUCCAUGCCCUGCUGGGAGCUCUUCGAGGAGCAGUCCGACGAGUACAAGGCGUCCAUCCUCCCCAAGGGUGUGCCCACCGUCUCCAUCGAGGCUGGCUCCACCUUCGGCUGGUCCAAGUACGCGGACAUCUCCAUCGGCCGCGACGACUUCGGUGCUUCCGCGCCCGCUGGUAUCCUCUACAAGGAGUUCGGAAUCACCACUGAGGCUGCGGUUAAGGCGGCGAAGUCGCUCAUGUAAAUUGAUUUGUCACACGCAUUUGCGGGACCAAUUCAUUUUUUAUCAGGGAUAGAGACCCGCUCGCAGUUGGAGUAAUGGAGUAGCUUCACGGUUUAAUAAAGCAACCACUUGUUCUAAGU
This is a messenger RNA of Micromonas commoda, 2225 nucleotides long. Its product is annotated as transketolase chloroplast precursor. The record is from RefSeq and is a predicted model, not a curated record. The transcript has 2 exons. Bases 1 to 2106 code for a protein of 701 amino acids. Gene Ontology annotation, cellular component: cytosol. Gene Ontology annotation, biological process: pentose-phosphate shunt. Gene Ontology annotation, molecular function: transketolase activity. NCBI's taxonomy places the organism in Eukaryota, Viridiplantae, Chlorophyta, Mamiellophyceae, Mamiellales, Mamiellaceae.